Otolemur garnettii (small-eared galago) is the source of this 371-nucleotide messenger RNA. RefSeq names its product PCNA clamp associated factor (gene PCLAF). Gene Ontology annotation, molecular function: chromatin binding. Gene Ontology annotation, biological process: translesion synthesis; regulation of cell cycle. Bases 1 to 336 code for a protein of 111 amino acids. Gene Ontology annotation, cellular component: nucleus. Lineage: Eukaryota; Metazoa; Chordata; Mammalia; Primates; Galagidae. The transcript has 4 exons. The record is from RefSeq and is a predicted model, not a curated record.
AUGGUGCGGACUAAAGCAGACAGUGUCCCAGGCACCUACAGAAAAGUGGUGGCUUCUCGAGCCCCCAGGAAGGUGCUUGGUUCCUCCACUUCUGCCACUAAUUCUGCGUCGCCUUCAUCAAGGAAGGCUGAAAAUAAGUACACAGGAGGGAAUCCAGUUUGUGUACGCCCAACUCCCAAGUGGCAAAAAGGAAUUGGAGAAUUCUUCAGGCUGUCCUCUAAAGAUUCUGGAAAAGAGAAUCAGAUUCCUGAAGAGGCAGGAAGCAGUGGCUUAGGAAAAGCAAAGAGAAAAGCAUGUCCUUUGCAACCUGAUCACACAGAUGAAGAAAAAGAAUAGAACUCCUCUUUACUCUGGCCUUCUACAAUGUAAAU